AUGAAAAAUUCACAACGAUUUUUAAACCUUCUUUUAUUGUUCACUCUUUUCUUUAUUGGAUUUAUCAUCAUAUCUAAGGCAUCUAUCAACACAGUCUCUUUCGGAUCCUUCGCAUGUGAUGAUUCAACCUCAACCACUCGAUGCACGUCUGCCUCAUUAGAAAUUGUCAAUAAUGCUUCCUCCAAUUCAUUUGAUUCUCUUUCCUAUUCAUCUUAUGAUAAUAAUGGAGAGAAGAUUGAUUUGGGAACCACUCUUAAAUUUGACACAAAAAUCAUCUCAUCUAGGGCAAGAGUUUUCUUUGCCAAAGACAAUCAAAUCAUUUACAACAAGUAUGAAUUGUUUGAGCCAAGUAUUUCAUGUGCAGUGAAUCCGAUGAAUAAGUGUUUUGAAGCUAAACGAGUAUUGUGCUGUUUGAAUGGCAAGAGGGGAACAGGAGUAUUUUGUCUGAAGGAAGAAGAGCCCUCUUCAUACACUGGAUUAAGGAGAGCCUACCAGGUCUAUAGAAUGGUUGGAAAGAAGUACAUUUACAAAGUCACUAUGAAGAUUUCUCAAAAUGGUCGUAGUAGGGAUUUCACUUUUAGUGAAGAUAACACCAUUGUUUCAACCUCAAAUGUUCAGGCAUCGAUUUUUUAUCAACAUCAAACUGAACAACAAACUAUCUUUUCAAAUUUACAAACAAUUUCAGAUAAUUAUGUGCUUAUGAGAAUGAUGCAUCUUGGAACUGCUUCAGGUUAUAAUCAAAUUCAACCAAGUGAAGUGUUGCUAGUAGAGAAAUUGUCAAACUUUUUAACAAAUCAGUAUUCCUAUUAUGUUAAGGCAACAUGUAAUACUGAAUUUGGUCAAGCAACUCAAACCCAUACUAAUUCAGAAAACAAAGAUGAUCAAUUCUAUAAUUCGGAAAAUCUGUACGGUAUUAAGAAUGUUCUGAAUCAAAAAUUUGAGAUUCCUAAGGUAGAUACUACAAGUUUUGGAAAUACAGUUGGAGAUGAGUCUGGAGUAGAUUAUUUUGAGUUUGACAUUAAUACGCCAUCUAUUUCAUUGAAUUUAUUAAUUAAUAAUAUAUACGAUAUAUAA
Messenger RNA from Naegleria gruberi, 1074 nucleotides. RefSeq lists its product as uncharacterized. The coding region runs from base 1 to 1074 and encodes 357 amino acids. The record is from RefSeq and is a predicted model, not a curated record. The transcript has a single exon. NCBI's taxonomy places the organism in Eukaryota, Heterolobosea, Eutetramitea, Acrasida, Naegleriidae.